AUGGGAAGCGGAAAAAGUUCCACUGUCAACUCCAUCUUGGAUCGAAAGGUCUUUGACUUGAAGAUCGGCAGCACCUCGGUCACCCAGCGUUGUCGCAGGGUUGGUGGAGAAUUUCGUGGGAGACAACUGAUGCUCCUGGACACUCCGGGGUUGGUGAACACUCAUCAGACUCCACGGGAGGUGCAGAAGGAGUUGAGGAGGAUUGUUAGCCUCCUCUUUCCAGGGCCCCAUGCUUUCCUGAUUGUUAUUCAGAUUGGGAGGUUCACCCAGGAGGACAGGGAUGCGGUGCGGUGGAUCAAAGAGGCAAUGGACUCCCACGCUUUGAGUUUCUCUGUUGUGGUUUUUACCCACGGAGACCAUCUGGAUGGAGGGGCAACUGUGAAGCAAUGUCUGAUAGAUGGGUGUGGAGACCUGGCUGAGCUGGUGGCCAGAUGCGGGGGCAGGUAUUGUGUCUUCAACAACCAGAACUCCAAGAACAGGGAGCAGGUGUCCGAGCUGCUGGCCUUGGUGGAUGGCAUGAUGCAAGCAAAUGAAGAAAGCUGUUACACCAGCAAACUGCUCCACAAAGCAGAGGAGGAUCUGUGUCACCAGCUGCAGGAGGAGAAGGAGGAGGUGUUUAAAAAGAAGCAGGAGUAUAAAAGAAAGGUCAAGACAGCUCAGCUAAAAUGCAAGAGUGAAAUGGAGGAGCUGAAGAAAAACCAGGAACUUGAGAAGGAGAAGGUGGAAAAACUGGCAAGAGAUCAGGAGGGGACUUUUCGGCAAGAGAAGGAAGAGAAUGACAGGAAGGAGGAGGAGGACAAGAGGGAAGUUCUGAUAAAGUUUGAGAAACUUACUAAAAAGCUGGAGGAGCAUGUUGAGCGGGAGGUGGAAAUGAGAAGAUCAAUUGAGGAGAAGAUCCAAAAGGAUAAAGCAGAAAAUGAAAAGACAGUGAAAGAGAAGGAACUUGAGCAUAUACAGAGGGAGCAGGCCAUCAGGCAGAGGGAGGAAAUGAAGAGAGACGCCUUGCAGAAGGACUUGGAUAAACUCAUCCAGAGAUUGGAGGAGCAGAGCAGGAAGAAAAAACAAAUGGAAGAAACGUUUAGACAUGAGAGGGAGGAAAACCAGAGAGAAAGGUACUUACAGAUGGAAAAUCAGAGAGCGGAGAAGCGACAAACUGUGGCCCUUCAGCAGGAGUUACAACUCAUCAAAAUGGAGGUUGAGAAACAAAAAGUGACUGAAGAAAGCAUCAAGAGCCAGCUGGAGGACAACCUGCGAAGAGGAAGAGAAAAAUGUGACGAGGAAGAAAUGUCAGCGUUGAAGAAGCCGUGUGACAAGAAGUGUUUGGACACAAUUGUGAAGACGCCUGCAGAGAAACACAGCACAACGACAGCUGUGACCGGUUAUGUGCAAGAGAUGGGACUGUUGGGGCUGAACGUAGCUUUAGAGAGCAUUGGAGCUCCCUGCUCUAUACAAUAGGAGCACAAACAGGUCACAUUUAUCUCUUGAUAACUGUAUGUCUUUCAUCCAUGUGUUUGCCAUGACCUUAUUUACUUCUUAAUUCUUAGGAAUGUAGCCUAAACAUAUGAAUUGACUGUUAAAUUGCUAUUAUUUGAUCCAACCAUGAACUCACAGCAAUGGAAAGAAAAUAAAUUUAUGCCCAUUUGAAAGCAAUUUCAUUUCAACAAAUGGAUAUAAUUCCUUCGUGUGUCCUAAAUCAGUAAAAUGCACAAAAAUAGUACAAAAUCUCAAAAACGAUGGAGAUAAUCUGAUUAUGAGCUGCCCGCCCUCUGCCUGGGACUGCUGUCUUUGUCUCCAUCAUCUAAAUCUGUAUUCAAACAAAACCCUUGUGCCAUUAAUAAACAUUACUGUUUGUUA
Acanthochromis polyacanthus (spiny chromis) is the source of this 1854-nucleotide messenger RNA. Its product is annotated as GTPase IMAP family member 7-like. Bases 1 to 1455 code for a protein of 484 amino acids. Gene Ontology annotation, molecular function: GTP binding. NCBI's taxonomy places the organism in Eukaryota, Metazoa, Chordata, Actinopteri, Pomacentridae. The transcript has a single exon. The record is from RefSeq and is a predicted model, not a curated record.